Messenger RNA from Pseudozyma hubeiensis SY62, 357 nucleotides. RefSeq lists its product as hypothetical. The coding region runs from base 1 to 357 and encodes 118 amino acids. The record is from RefSeq and is a predicted model, not a curated record. The transcript has a single exon. Lineage: Eukaryota; Fungi; Basidiomycota; Ustilaginomycetes; Ustilaginales; Ustilaginaceae.
AUGCUGAACAGUAGUCUGUCGAGAGGGGCUCUUCCGCUGCCAAUGCCCUAUGCUUCGAUGGCAAUCCGUCAUCGUCGACUUGCUCUCGAGAGGACGCCGGCUAUGCAGCGUGAUGGAGGCUCAGCUGUCGCCAGCUGCUGUACCGCGUUUUUCAACUCGCAGCCUCCACUCCGACGGCUUCGUCGCGUGCUGCUGCCCAACUUUUUCUCGACGUUUUCGGCCAUUUCUGCGAGCGAGGCUGGGUCAGGGUCUGUCUGCGACAGGAAGAUUUCAGAACACACCGAAACGUCGAAAGACUCGUUUGUGUUCCGGCGCUCCUUGGCACAUCAAACUGUUUCACAACCACCACCUUCUUGA